AUGGAUCAGUUAAGGGACGAUCUUAUCCAGAUGAGAACUCAGGUUACUGCUCAGAUGGCUCAGUUCAUGGAAGUCAUGCAAAACAUGGCUGAUCGCCAAGAAGAACUCAGAAUCAGGAUGGACACAGUUGCUCAGGUUGUUGCGGACCCCCCGCAAAGAAAUCCUGCUGAUAUUCGUGUCAAUGGUGAACCUGUGAUCGGAGGACCUGGUGUAAUUCCUCCUGUUGCUAAUCAAGGUAAUCCCCGUGGGCCUCCCCAGCCUACUCUUGAAGGACAGACCACACAACAAAUCAGAAGGGCUGCUGCUAUCCCCGUGUUGGAAGAGGACCGACACGAGGAUUUGUUUCCUGAAAGUGAAUGGGGAUUUCCACAGGAUGCUGGAAGGAUGUUUAGAGGUCUGGAGGAAAGGAUGAGGGCAAUGGAAGGCCAAGGAUUGGGUAUAGAUAUCAAUGACUUGGGUUUAGUUCCUGACGUCCGUGUGCCACCGAAAUUCAAGGUACCCGACUUCGAGAAAUACAAGGGGAACACUUGUCCUAAGACACAUGUCCGAGCUUACUAUCGCAAAAUGCAUGUGUACUCUGAGGAUGAAGGAUUGUUGAUGCACUUCUUCCAAGAUAGCCUGACUGGGGCAUCCUUGGAAUGGUAUAUGAGAUUGGAGAGAGCUAAUAUCCGAAGUUGGAGGGACCUAGUUGAUGCUUUCAUAAAGCAGUAUCAGUAUAACGUUGACAUGGCACCAAAUCGCACUCAGUUACAGAAUCUAGCCCAGAAAGCUAAUGAGUCCUUCAAAGAAUAUGCGCAAAAAUGGCGCGAGUUGGCGGCUAGGGUCCAGCCACCAAUGUUGGAAAGAGAGAUGAUGGACUUGUUCACCAACACUCUGGAGGGCCAAUAUUACUCCGCCUGCUCUGCAUCCUCAAGUUUUGCCGAGUUGGUUAUGAUUGGUGAGCGAAUUGAAAGUGGAAUUAAGGCUGGUAGAAUACAUAAUCCAAGUGCUGCUAGUUCCUCUUCUGGGGCAGGAGGGAAGAAACCAUAUAACGGAUUUGCUAAGAAGAGAGAAGGUGAAACGAGUGCUGCUUACUAUGGUAAAGGUAAAGGCCAUGUUUAUCAACAGGUAGCCGUUGUGACCAUACCGAGUACUCCUCUUCAGCAACAACCACCGCAACAGCAGAGGCAUCCCCCACGUCAGUAUCAGCAAAAGUCGAGGCCACCAAGAAUUUUUGAUCCCAUACCUAUGACAUAUGCACAAUUACUCGCUCAUCUCUUACAUGGGGACUUGGUGCAACUUCGUACCAUAGGCCCUCCGCCUGCUAAGCUUCCUCCUAACUAUGAUGCUAAUGCCCACUGUGAGUUUCAUUCUGGGGCUGCUGGUCACGAUAUUGAACAUUGCAUAGGAUUCAUGCAUAAAGUACAGGAUCUGCUUGAUUCAAAAGCUAUUGAGUUCACCCCUACUCAAGGACCUAACGUUGUACAGAACCCUAUGCCUUCCCAUGGAACUCAUGCCGCAAAUGCCAUCGAUAUUGUUGAAGACAUUUACUUGGUCAAGGAUGUUAUCGAAUUGGGAUCGUUGUUACCAUUAUUGAAGAAGGAAUUAUUGAGGAUGAGACUAUACGCUGGUUGUGGAGAAUUCUGUACUGAUUGUAUGGUCACCUCCUCAGUUUGUGACAAGGUGAAAGAUGGGAUUCAACAGUUGAUAGAUAGUGGAGCGCAGCCUUUGGUCAUCACGUUGCCUGGUCCCAUCCCAUAUACUAGUGAGAAAGCAAUCCCAUGGAACUAUGGCGGAGAAGUUUUCUACCAAGGGGCUAAGUACGAGAUUAAAGCACCGGUUGAGAAAGAAGAUGUUGAUAAUGUUGUUGGCAUUGGAAGAAUGACAAGAAGUGGUCGUAUUUUCAAUCCUCCCCAGAAUACUCGCGAUGACAAUGCAGAAGCUCUAGCUCAAGCAAAAGGGAAAAGAGUGGUAGAAGAUACGGUGGAUCCGGGGCAAAGCUCUAACUCUAAAGAUACUGUGGCCAAAGAGAUGGAAGAGUUCCUAAAGAUCAUCAAGAAAAGUGAGUAUAAAGUGGUUGACCAACUGAGUCAAACUCAAUCAAAGAUUUCGAUCUUGCAGUUGCUCUUGUGUUCGGAGACACAUCGAAACGCUUUGUUGAGACUUUUAAGUACUGCUUUCGUCCCUCCAGAGAUCUCAGUGAAUCAACUUGAAGGGGUGGUGUCAAACAUCAAUGCUGGUAAUGGAUUGGGAUUCACUGAUGCAGACUUGCCCUCCGAAGGUAGAAACCACAAUAGAGCUUUGCAUAUAUCAGUGGAAUGUAAAGGGACUAUGUUAUCUCGUGUUCUCGUGGAUAAUGGAUCUUCUCUGAAUGUAUUACCGAAGUCGUCUUUGAUGAGGCUAGAUUAUUCUGGUGUCGGGAUAAGGCCGAGUGAAUUGACAGUGAGAGCCUUUGAUGGGUCAAAGAGAUCAGUAUUUGGGGAGGUUGACUUGCCAAUAAUGAUAGGCCCUCAACUUUUCACUAUUACCUUCUUUGUGAUGGAUAUCCACCCGUCUUACAGUUGUCUCCUGGGACGUCCAUGGAUCCAUGCUGCUGGGGCCGUGACUUCCACAUUGCAUCAGAAACUCAAAUUCGCGACGCAAGGAAAGAUAGUCACAAUAUGUGGGGAGGAAGAACACGUGGUAAGCCAUCUUGCGUCCUUCAGGUAUAUUGAUGUGGAAGGAGAGGUCCACGAGACGCCUUGCCAAGCCUUUGAGGCUGUCCAGACUAUCAAGAUCCCUUAUGUUGACAAUAAGAAGUUGGAAGCUCCCAUGUCUUCACUAAAGGAAGCUAAAGCUGUGGUUGAAUCAGGUCAUCCUGAAGGAUGGGGCCGAGUCUUAGAUCUACCAAUCAAGCAGGAUAAAUGUGGGAUUGGAUAUCAGUUGGGUCAGAGUUCAUCUAAUGAGGCCUCCAAGAAGCCCGGAACCUUCGUUCCGAUCAAGUUCUCUAGUGCUGGCAUCGUCAAGGAUCAUAUUUGCGCUGCUGAUGAUGAUAUGGAUAUCAAAUGGGACAAUGAAGCGCCGUCAAUUGUGAUCAAAAGGUUGGAUGAACCUGCAUUCUGUGGCGUCAUUGAUAAUGUGCCUGAUGAGAAACCAUGGUUUUAUGACAUUAAGAAAUUUCUGGAAACCCAAGAGUAUCCUGAGGGUGCUUCCUUUACAGAUAGGAAAACUUUGAAGAGACUGUCUGCCAAGUUCUUCAUUGCUGGAGGAAUCUCCGAUCAUUCAGCACAGUCAGAUGCUAGUACCUACGCUUCAAGAAGUAUCAACCAAACAUCUCUGUCGAUAUGGAACCCAAAGGUCUCCUUUCCUUCAAAUACCAGAGUUUAUUUCUCUGGAGAGCUCUCAUCCAGGGCUCAAAAGCUCCGCAGUGUUGAUUAG
Messenger RNA from Vicia villosa (hairy vetch), 3396 nucleotides. RefSeq lists its product as uncharacterized. The transcript has 4 exons. The record is from RefSeq and is a predicted model, not a curated record. Bases 1 to 3396 code for a protein of 1131 amino acids. NCBI's taxonomy places the organism in Eukaryota, Viridiplantae, Streptophyta, Magnoliopsida, Fabales, Fabaceae.